Messenger RNA from Komagataella phaffii GS115, 879 nucleotides. RefSeq lists its product as uncharacterized. Lineage: Eukaryota; Fungi; Ascomycota; Pichiomycetes; Pichiales; Pichiaceae. Gene Ontology annotation, cellular component: mitochondrion. Bases 1 to 879 code for a protein of 292 amino acids. Gene Ontology annotation, biological process: protein methylation. Gene Ontology annotation, molecular function: protein methyltransferase activity; nucleic acid binding. The record is from RefSeq and is a predicted model, not a curated record. The transcript has a single exon.
AUGCCCAGACCGGGGGCAGUAGCUAAAUAUCAACGUUUUCUUUUGAAAAAACUAUUACCUGCCUGCAAUACUUUGCAACAAGCUCGGAGAGAACUUUUUUGGAUACAGAAAGAGUUACCAAGUGAACAAUGGAAACAAGCUUGUAUUCAACGAGGGCGCCAUCUGAUGCCGCUUCAAUAUAUUCUGGGCAACCAACCCUUCGGUAGCGUGAACAUUAAAUGCAGACCUGGGGUAUUAAUUCCCCGUAAUGACACGGAAGAGUGGUGUAGUGAAUUGGUUGACGUAUUUCGUGGAAGUGACACUUUUUCUGUGUUGGAUAUGUGUACUGGAUCAGGUUGUAUAGCUCUGUAUCUUGCCACAGAAUUAUCUAAUGUUACAGUGUUAGGGGGCGAUAUUAGCCAGGAUUGCAUAUCCCUUGCUAAUGAAAAUAUUGACGUCAACAAAGACAUUAUUAAGGGCAAGAUCAAAGUUGAUUCAAUGGACUUAUUUCAACCCCUAGCUGGUGAUAAGAAAUUUGACGUUGUUGUUUCAAAUCCGCCUUACAUUCCAACUCAUGAAUUGGAAAAACAAGAGGAAGUAGAAAAGUCUGUAAGGUUGUAUGAACCAAGGCUUGCGUUAGAGGGAGAUCUUCCUGUGUUCAAGGCCAUGGUAACAUAUUACAUAAUACCCUCUCAAUGCAAGGUGUUCAUACUAGAGAUAGGUUCCAGAGAGCAAGGGCAGUACACAAGAUCGUUACUGGACGAGUCAUGGGUGGUGGGAUUACGUUUAGAUUCUGCUUUUAGGCCUAGAAAUGUAAUCGGUUUUCGAACAGACAUUGAAUCUAGUAUUAAACGCAAACUAAUGACUACAAUUAUUGAACUUUUUAAAAAACAACGUUGA